Paramisgurnus dabryanus is the source of this 8053-nucleotide messenger RNA. RefSeq names its product chromodomain helicase DNA binding protein 5 (gene chd5). Gene Ontology annotation, molecular function: ATP binding; chromatin binding; histone binding. Gene Ontology annotation, cellular component: chromatin; NuRD complex; nucleus. The record is from RefSeq and is a predicted model, not a curated record. NCBI's taxonomy places the organism in Eukaryota, Metazoa, Chordata, Actinopteri, Cypriniformes, Cobitidae. Gene Ontology annotation, biological process: chromatin remodeling.
UGGGGAUUCAGAGGGUUAAGUUUCCAGACUUUAUUCCUGUAUCUCGGAUGUGUGAUUCCCUUAUGCAGUAAAGAUGCCCGGAUCGCUGAGCAAUGAAGAAGAGGGGCAAGACGAUAUAGAUUUUGAAGACGACGUGCCAGAUGAGGAUGAGGAAGGUGUGCGCGAGAGGAGUGUUCCCCUGUCACCACUAGAGAGGUUCUUCACUGAGGGCUCUGUUAAACAGCAAAAGAAGAAGAAACCCAGCAAGAUAACAGAGGGCAAGGAAGAGAAGCCCAAAGUGAAGAAAAAGAAAAAAAAAGAGGGGCUUGCUCGCGCGCUGGAUGACAUGUCGGACAGGGAAGACCGGGGCCACAGGUCAGGAAGCGAAAGCAGCACCUACAGUACCCUGAAGAAGAAGAAGAAACCCAAAGAGAAAAAGGAGAAGAAAACCAAACAGAGAAAGAAAGAUGAAGAUGAGGACGAUGAUGAUGACGAUGAUGGAAACAUGAAGGAACCCAAGUCAUCCAGUCAGCUGAUGAUGGAGUGGGGUCUCGAAGACGUGCAGUACGCCUUCUCAGAGGAUGACUAUAAAACGAUCACCAACUACAAAGCUUUUAGCCAAUUUCUGAGGCCCCUCAUUGCCAAGAAGAACCCCAAGAUUCCCAUGUCGAAAAUGAUGACGGUGCUUGGAGCAAAAUGGAGAGAGUUCAGCGCAAACAAUCCUUUUAAAGGCACCUCCGCAACUGCCGUGGCUGCGGCUGUGGCUGCUGCCGUGGAAACGGUCAAUGUGGCCCCGCCCAUCUGUAUUAGAAGUAUUCAACAGAUCUCACCAUCUGGGCAAAUCAAAAAAGCCAAAACCAAAGAGGGAAAGGGGCCUGGUGCUAAAAGAAAGAGUAAGCCAGUUAAAGAAACAAAAAAGAAAGGGAAACCGAAGAAGUCCAAAUCGAAAGCAGGCCAGGGUGGAAAAAGGAAAAAAGGCUCUUCGAGUGAGGAGGAUUUCCUGGAUGACUUUUCAGACUUUGAUGACAUCAGCAUUCAUAGUGCCUCUGUACGCUCCGACACUUCAGCAGCACCUAAAAAGAAAACAAGCCGUCGAGGACGAAAGAAAAGAAAAAGAGAGGAUGGAGACGGUUACGAGACAGACCAUCAGGACUACUGUGAGGUCUGUCAGCAGGGUGGAGAGAUCAUUUUAUGUGACACCUGUCCUAGAGCAUAUCACCUGGUGUGUCUGGAUCCAGAACUGGAAAAAGCCCCUGAGGGCAAAUGGAGUUGCCCCCAUUGUGAAAAAGAAGGCAUCCAGUGGGAGGCUAAAGAUGAUGAGGAGGAGGAAGAUGAGGUUGCCGGUGAGGAGGAAGAUGACCAUAUGGAGUUCUGCAGAGUUUGUAAGGAUGGUGGAGAGCUGUUGUGCUGUGACACCUGUCCGUCCUCCUACCACAUCCACUGCCUCAACCCACCACUGCCUGAGAUCCCUAAUGGAGAGUGGCUGUGUCCGCGGUGCAUGUGUCCACCACUAAAAGGAAAAGUCCAAAAGAUUCUACAUUGGUCUUGGGGAGACCCCCCUUUACCUCCUGAGGUCCCCCCUCUGCAGGAUGGAGAGAAGGUGGAUGGUUUAGCUAAAACCCCACUGAAGGGUCGUCCAGAGAGGCAGCUGUUUGUGAAAUGGGCUGGCCUUUCUUACUGGCACUGCUCGUGGGUCAACGAACUACAGUUGGAGUUGUACCAUACGGUUAUGUACCGUAACUAUCAGCGUAAAAACGACAUGGACGAACCACCUCCAUAUGACUAUGGCUCUGGGGAGGAGGAGCUUAACAACGAAAAGAGGAGGAGCAAAGAUCCACAGUACGCAGCAAUGGAGGAACGCUUUUACCGUUAUGGCAUCAAACCAGAGUGGAUGAUCAUUCACAGAAUCCUCAACCACAGUUUUGAUAAAGAUGGAGAUGUACACUACCUGAUUAAGUGGAGAGACCUCGCAUAUGAUCAGUGCACAUGGGAGGCUGAUGACUUCGACAUCCCAGAUUAUGACAACUAUAAGCAAGCUUACUGGGACCACAGGGAGCAGGUGCUCGGUGAGAGCCACCCUCCCCUGCUGUGCAGAAAAGGAAAGCGUCUUAAAGAUGAAGGAAAGAGAAGAGAACCCCCUCCAGACACUCCGGUUGUAGACCCCACCAUCAAGUUUGACCAGCAGCCCUGGUACAUCGAUGAUACAGGGGGGACCUUGCACCCGUAUCAGCUUGAAGGCCUAAACUGGUUGCGCUUCUCUUGGGCUCAAGGAACUGACACAAUUUUGGCUGAUGAAAUGGGGCUUGGCAAGACCGUGCAGACGAUAGUGUUCCUGUACUCACUCUACAAAGAGGGGCACUCCAAAGGGCCGUUUCUGGUCAGUGCGCCACUAUCCACCAUCAUCAACUGGGAAAGAGAGUUUGAGAUGUGGGCUCCAGAAUUUUAUGUUGUGACUUACACAGGGGACAAAGAGAGCAGGGCCGUCAUACGCGAGAACGAAUUUACUUUCGAGGACAGUGCCGUCAAAACGGGUCGUAAGGUUUUCCGCAUGAAGAAGGACACACCGAUAAAGUUUCAUGUGCUGUUGACGUCAUAUGAACUGAUCACCAUUGAUCAGGCCAUUCUUGGCUCUAUCACCUGGGCCUGCCUGGUUGUAGAUGAAGCCCACCGGCUGAAGAAUAACCAAUCAAAGUUUUUCAGGAUUCUGAAUGGCUACAAAAUCUACUAUAAGCUGCUCCUGACUGGAACCCCAUUGCAGAACAAUCUAGAAGAGCUUUUUCACCUGCUCAACUUUCUCACCCCUGAGCGCUUCAAUAACCUGGAGGGUUUUCUGGAAGAGUUUGCGGAUAUCUCAAAAGAGGACCAGAUUAAAAAACUGCAUGACCUUCUGGGACCACACAUGCUCAGGAGGUUAAAGGCAGAUGUUUUCAAGAACAUGCCGGCAAAAACCGAACUCAUAGUCCGAGUAGAACUGAGCCCGAUGCAGAAGAAAUACUACAAAUUCAUUUUAACACGAAACUUUGAGGCAUUAAAUUCCAAGGGAGGUGGGAACCAAGUGUCUCUUCUCAACAUAAUGAUGGACUUGAAGAAAUGUUGCAACCACCCCUACCUGUUUCCAGUUGCUGCAGUGGAAGCGCCCGUCUUGCCUAACGGUUCGUAUGAUGGCAACAUGCUGGUGAAAUCCUCAGGCAAACUCACUCUGCUUCAGAAGAUGCUUAAAAAGCUCAAAGACGAGGGCCACAGAGUUCUCAUCUUCUCUCAGAUGACAAAGAUGCUUGACCUGCUAGAGGACUUCCUGGAGUUUGAGGGGUAUAAAUAUGAGCGUAUUGAUGGGGGUAUCACUGGGGGGUUGCGACAAGAGGCCAUCGAUCGUUUUAACGCACCUGGGGCUCAGCAGUUCUGUUUUCUGCUUUCUACACGUGCUGGAGGAUUGGGUAUUAAUCUGGCAACCGCAGACACAGUGAUCAUAUAUGAUUCUGACUGGAACCCACACAAUGAUAUUCAGGCAUUCAGUAGGGCACAUCGUAUCGGGCAAAAUAAGAAAGUAAUGAUCUAUCGUUUCGUAACGCGGGCAUCCGUAGAGGAGCGUAUCACCCAGGUGGCCAAGCGAAAAAUGAUGCUGACCCACCUGGUGGUCAGACCCGGCUUGGGCUCCAAAACAGGUUCAAUGUCUAAACAGGAACUGGAUGAUAUCCUCAAGUUUGGCACAGAGGAGCUUUUCAAAGAUGAUAUGGAGGCUGCCAGAACUAUGGUUACAAAUAUGAGGUUUCUUUACAGCUGUGAUAACAAAGAUGGAGAGGAGGUUAGUGUGAUCCACUAUGAUGAUAACGCCAUCUCCAAACUGCUGGAUCGCAGUCAGGACGCCACAGAAGACACAGAGAUCCAGAACAUGAAUGAGUACCUGAGCUCCUUCAAAGUGGCUCAGUAUGUAGUGAGAGAGGAAGAUGGAGAGGAGGAGGUCCAGAGAGAGAUUAUUAAGCAAGAAGAAAAUGUUGAUCCAGACUACUGGGAGAAGCUCUUGAGGCACCAUUACGAGCAGCAGCAGGAGGAUCUGGCGAGAAACCUGGGGAAAGGAAAACGAAUCCGCAAACAGGUCAACUACAAUGACGCCUCCCAGGAGGACCAAGAGUGGCAGGAUGAUCUUUCAGACAAUCAAUCUGAAUAUUCUGUCGGGUCUGAGGACGAGGAUGAAGAUUUUGAGGAGCGUCCAGAAGGAGGGCGCAGACAUUCUCGCAGACAAUUAAAGAGCGACCGGGACAAACCAUUGCCGCCGUUGCUUGCUAGAGUUAGUGGAAAUAUAGAGGUUUUGGGAUUUAACGCCCGGCAGCGGAAAGCCUUCCUGAAUGCGAUCAUGCGCUGGGGGAUGCCCCCACAAGAUGCCUUCAACUCACACUGGCUGGUCCGUGACCUAAGAGGGAAAAGCGAGAAGGAAUUCAGGGCUUAUGUGUCUCUGUUCAUGAGGCAUCUGUGUGAGCCGGGGGCAGAUGGAGCAGAGACCUUCGCUGAUGGGGUACCAAGGGAGGGGCUGUCUCGUCAACACGUUCUCACCCGGAUCGGUGUCAUGUCUUUGGUCCGCAAAAAGGUUCAGGAGUUUGAGCAUGUGAAUGGGAAAUUCAGCACACCAGAUUUAAUUCCUGUGGGAUUAGAGUUUAAAAAACUAACUGAGAGCAUCUCAUCGGACCCUAACACACCUGUCCCAGCCAGUCCGGUUCCAACUCAACCCAGCACUCCUGUUCCUUCAGAUAAGGCUGAGUUAGUAUCCGGUUCCCAAGAGGACAAGGAGAUUACAGAACCAGAGAGCGCCAAAUCAUCAGACCCUGAGCCACCAAUAAUGCCAGAACCGUCCCCGGCACUGGAGAAGACCAAUGAAAGUGAAGAGCCAAAGAGCGGCAGUACAGGAGAAAAAAGACAAGAGGAGUGCGGGAAAACCAAUGACAACUCACCUGUCCAUUCAGAGCCAUCGUCCAAUCAAACACAGCUGCCCACUAAACCAAGCGAGCAGUCAGCCAAUCAGACAGCUUUAGACUCUUGUAAAAGAAAAGAAACUUCUCCAGAGAGAGGGGAAAAUAAACCCAGCCAAGCAAAAACAGAAGACAAGGAACAAAAAAACGUUUCCACAGCAAAUCCUGAAGAUCUUAAAUCCGAAGAACCUCCUGAGAGUCAGUUGAACGGAGAGAAAGACGCGAGGGAUGACACGGACGAGAGCCACAAGGAUGACAAGAACAGCGUCAAGACGCGCUUCAUGUUCAACAUCGCAGAUGGAGGAUUCACAGAGUUGCACACGCUGUGGCAGAACGAGGAACGCGCAGCUGUGUCAUCUGGCAAAAUUUAUGACAUCUGGCACCGUCGCCAUGACUACUGGCUGCUGGCUGGCAUCGUAACACAUGGCUAUGCACGUUGGCAGGACAUUCAGAACGAUCCACGGUACGCCAUCCUCAAUGAGCCUUUCAAGACUGAAAUGCACAAAGGGAACUACUUAGAGAUGAAGAACAAGUUUCUCGCAAGGCGAUUUAAGCUCCUGGAACAGGCUUUAGUAAUUGAGGAACAGCUACGACGUGCGGCGUACUUAAACAUGACUCAGGACCCCAGUCACCCCGCCAUGGCUCUUAACACACGUUUCGCUGAGGUGGAAUGCCUGGCUGAGUCUCACCAACACCUCUCUAAAGAAUCACUGGCUGGAAACAAGCCGGCCAACGCUGUGCUACACAAAGUUCUGAACCAGCUGGAGGAGCUGUUAAGUGACAUGAAAGCCGACGUGACGCGGUUGCCCUCCAUGCUCUCCCGGGUGCCGCCUGUGUCCGCCCGGCUGCAGAUGUCCGAGCGUGGUAUCCUCAGCAGGCUCACCACCCGGGGCAACGAGCCGCCACCUCAGCAGCCGUUCCCCCAGGGCUCGUUUGGCUGCUCUCAGAUGUAUAAUAGCAGUUUCGCCGGAGGCUUCCGUGGACCUGGAGGCACCGCGAUGGUGAACUACAGCCAGAUGCCCCUCGGGCCAUACGUUAGUGAAGAAAGAAUGGAAUUCAGUGGGUUUGGAAUGAGAUGAAGUGUCCUCGAAUGGACCUCCGGCACCAACCAGCCACUUGGAGAAGAAAUCUGGUGAUGUUUUAAGAGACGUGCCCACCCCUGACCUGAAAUCAGGCAAACCCAAUGAUGUCAUAUGCAUCGAGGACUAGACCGCAUCCAUUUGAAGAACUCAAAUAAUGAUUAUUAAAACAGCAGAUCUUACCAAUUGCACUUUUGUCUUUAAGAAUCUGCACUUGUACGCGCCUGUAAGUUUCAGUAGAGUUCAGUUUCGUUUUUCCCUUUGUUUUUUUUAACUUGCAAUGUGAACGUCUCAAUCGAUUGAAGAGAGACUCGAGACGAGGAGACUACCAAUAUUUUGACUGUCCUCUGAGAUUUAGGAUAUUAUGUGUGUGUAAUGGCUUUUUCCUGCCAUAAAGGACAUUCUCAUCUUCGCUAUUGUUGAGCCAUCUGGAGGUUUUGCUAGUUCGUGACUAGUCAAGGACUACACCUCCCACCUCUAUGUACAGCUGCAGCCUCUGCUUCGCUCCUGGCACUGCCCAUGGAUGAUGUGUGUUGUUGCUGCCCCUGCUGGUUAUUGCCAUGAAAUGCAUCCAAAAGAGACUGGUGCUGGACAGAUUUUUUUGAAAGAGUUAAUAAAAGAGUUACACCCUCAUGUUUACGUUACGAGUUAUGAGUCAUGACUUUUUAUGAAGGAAAGUUUGUGGACCAUGAAAAAGGUCAAACGUAAUUUUUUCAGUGUUAAUACACUUUUUCCUGUUCCUGAUUAAUAUGCAGGCAACUAUGUAAACACUCUCGCAACAUUGACUCAAACAAUAGGGUCAGCUUGGGGUGAGACCAUCUGUUUGUUCCAUCAACAUCAUGGUAUUCUGGAAACCAAGUUGCUUUAAUUUCAUAAUCAUUUGGUGAUGAUUAUGUUACUAAAGGAUAGAGGUAUCAAUGUCAAAUUUUGCUCAGUUUUCAAUUACUGCAACACUUACUGUUAUUAUUAUCAUAAUUUUACAUUGUCAAAUGAAAAUUUUGUUUUCAAUGCUCAGUUUUCAAUUACUGCAACACUUACUGUUAUUAUUAUCAUCAUAAUUUUACAUUGUCAAAUGAAAAUUUUGUGAAACGCUGGAAGUUUUCUAUGAGUGUUGGAUUGUAUUGCCACAAUUGUUCAUCAGAUUGUUUUUGUUUAACUCUGAAAUGUUCUGCCUUGCGUAAACGUGUUUGAAGCAGUGCACUUUACAUUGAGGCUGGACAUGCGUCCGUAGAAACGGUAUCUCUUAUGGGCCAUUUCAAAAGUAGGAACCUCUUACUAACUCGUAUACUCGGUUUGUUUCAGUCUGUAUUAGUCAUGCUCUAAUGUAGAUAAAGUAUUCCUGUUUGUUUUCUGCAUCAGCACCAAUGUUAAUGGCACCGAUGUAGGUGUCAGCGCUGAACGGCAAUGUGAUCAUAGCUUCUUUCCAGUAGUAUUAAGGGUUCAAGAUGAUGUUCAUUUUUUUGUGUAGACAACGAAUGUGAAAAAAAUGCAGUUAAAUGUUCACACACAUGCUUAAGAAACCUCAGAUGAUUUCAAAUACAAAGACAGCCUCAAGAAUAAAGGGACCUUUAACCCAAGGUUACGAAGAGAGUGCCAGCAGCAUAAAUAUGUUGUGAAAUGGAGUUUUGUUUUUAUCUUACGUGAUGAGUUUACACCAUUUCAGUUGUACAUUUUAUCACAGUAUUGAUCCAUUAAGCGCCAUUUAAAUGCAAUCAAACUGAAGCCAAAAUGAAUGUAUUAAGUAUUUAAAACAGCUUCAGUCUAAUACUAGAAGUCUUUUCAUUCAAGUAUACAUACCAGGCUUCAAAAGCUACCAGAAAAUCCUGGUCAAGGCACCUUUGUUAUUGCAAUGAACAUGUAAGCAUGUAAGAUGUCUUCAGGUUACUGUGGAGAGAUCUUUGUCCUGGUUUAUAAACAGCUAAACAGUAUUAUGCAGAGAUAAGAAUAUGGAAAAGUGAUAAGUUAACUAUCAUCAUUUCACUUUGUACUCAGUGUAUUUGUUUAAUGUGUUUUAAUAAAUUCUGUCCAAAAAUU